GCUUCCUGAAGUCGGGCUCAAUGUGUCGGAGCUGCCAUGUUCCUGCUGGGAAUUAAAUGAACGGAGGGGCCCCCAGGAGCCAGGGCCACAGCCAGGGUCUGUCCGGGCACAGCUGACUAGACAACACCAGUGCCAUCCAUAUGUCCGGGAUCUUAUAUGUGUAACGAUUUGUGACUGGUCACCAGGCAGCAUCAUGGGUAAUCUCCGUCUGUCAUGGUCCGUCACCAGCUGAGACUGAUCUAAUCUCCCUGAGUCCCGUGGGGGAGCAUGUAUAAAAGAAAUGGCUUGAUGGCAGGGGUGACUGCCACCUCCGGCACCCCAGAGGGCAGCAGUAGUUCUGACUCACUGGAUGGUCAGAGCUCUGAUUACACCAACAAGAGUUAUGAUGCGGUGGUGUUCGAUGUGUUGAAAGUGACUCCUGAGGAGUUUGCUAGCCAGAUCACACUAAUGGAUAUGCCAGUAUUUAAAGAAAUCCUGCCAGAGGAACUCACCAGCUGCGGGUGGAACAAAAAGGAGAAACACAGCCUUGCUCCAAAUGUUGUUGCCUUUACAAGAAGGUUUAACCAGGUCAGUUUCUGGGUCGUUCGGGAAAUAUUAACAGCACAGACCUUAAAAAUUCGAGCCGAAAUACUGAGCCAUUUUAUCAAGAUAGCCAAGAAACUGCUGGAUCUGAACAAUCUGCAUUCUGUCAUGUCCGUUGUGUCAGCCUUACAAAGUGCGCCAAUUUUUCGACUGACAAAGACCUGGGCUCUCUUGAACCGGAAGGACAAGACGACGUUUGAUAAGCUCGAUUACCUUCUCUCCAAAGAAGAUAACUACAAGCGGACGCGGGAAUACAUUCGGAGCUUAAAAAUGGUCCCGUGUAUUCCUUAUCUAGGGAUUUACCUUCUGGAUAUUGUCUACAUCGAUUCUGCGUACCCUGCGUCAGGCAGUAUUAUGGAGAAUGAGCAACGAUCCAAUCAGAUGAACAAUAUUCUGCGGAUAAUUGCUGAUCUGCAAGUCUCCUGCAGCUACGACCACCUUGCGACACUGCCCCAUGUGCAGAAAUAUUUGAAGUCUGUGCGAUACAUUGAAGAACUCCAAAAAUUUGUGGAAGAUGACAAUUAUAAAUUGUCAUUAAGAAUUGAGCCUGGAAACAGUUCUCCGCGUCUAGUCUCCUCUAAAGAAGAUCUAGCAGGUUCAUCGGAGAUGGCGGCAACCAUGAGGUAUAGCAGGAGACCGACAUGUCCUGAUGCGUCGGUGGCCACCCACCUCCCAACUCCUCCUGUAUCCAGACAUAGGAAGAGCCACAGCCUAGGAAACAACGUCAUGUGUCAGCUCAGUGUUGUUGAGAGUAAAAGUGCUACAUUUCCAUCAGAGAAACAGCGCCACCUUCUGGAUGAUAGUGUCCUAGAAUCACAGAGCCCGACCAGGAUUCACACUCAUCCAUCUGUGUUUACCAAUGGGGUGUCCAUAGGCAGCAGCGAGAGCUCUGAAUUUAGCGAAGAGGUUUCGUCUGCGCUCGAGAAGGGCCGGUUGUAUGCCACGCUGGGGCCCGACUGGCGGGUUCCGCUUCGGAAUUCUCCCAGAAGUCGAAGCUGUGUAUACAGUUCUACACGCUCCGAGAGAGCCAGUGCCUGGAUACAGACUGGGGUGGCAUCUGGACGUCCUACAGGUGCCUGCAGCUGCAUUUUGGGAAGCUCUUCAGGGGUCAUUGCGAUGGAAGGUCCACUAAGAAGAAAAACAUUACUUAAAGAAGGGAAGAAGCCUACGCUCUCGUCUUGGACAAGAUAUUGGGUAACUCUGUCAGGAUCGAUGCUGCUCUACUUUGGGGCCAAGUCAUUAAGAGGCAAUGAAAGGAAAAAUUACAAGUCUACCCCAAGUAAAAAGGUAUCCGUACUCGGCUGGAUGGUGGUACUGCCCGAUGACCCAGAACAUCCGAAUAUUUUCCAGCUUAAUAAUCCUGAUAAAGGUAAUGUUUACAAGUUCCAAACUGGCUCGAGGUUUCAUGCAAUAUUAUGGCACAAGCACUUGGAUGACGCGUGUAAAAGUUGCAGGCCGCAGGUACCCACUAAUCUCAUGUCUUUUGAGUGAGCCCGUCCGGCCUGAUUUGUAACGUUAAAGUGCCAAAUGAAAAACCAGACGCCGCACAGGUUGGAUGACACUACAAGAUGCAAUACGGUUUGCAGCGAAGGACAAGCACUUUUUGUAACUUACCAAGAAGUAAAAAGCCCGCGAUUUCUGAAGCUGAAUUUUCUAUUCGUUGUUUAGUUCAUCAUGGAGUCUUUCGCACUUAAUGGAUGGAAGGCAGAUCUGACCAGCAAACUGGUGAUGUGUAAGAGGUCACAGACUGCGAUGCAGAGAAAGGAAAUGGUGCAUAAUAUGAUUUGAUUUUUUUGUAACCAUUCUUUUUAACUGUUAAGCUGCUGUAUGUACCAGGAAAAACAACGUCUUAUUAGCCCAUGUUGGGUUUUAAAUUCUGAAGGGACAAAUCUUAACAGUGUUAGUGAAUAUAAAGUGUCAAUUAUAUAAAACAUUAACAGUGAACAACAUUUUCUAAUCCGAGUGCACUGAUUUGCCUGGCAUGGUGGCUGCCUCAUUACUUGUUUUUUUUGUUUGUUUUUUUUAGAAAAAAAGAAAA
Molecule: messenger RNA, 2620 nt
Organism: Pelobates fuscus (common spadefoot toad)
Lineage: Eukaryota; Metazoa; Chordata; Amphibia; Anura; Pelobatidae
Gene: RALGPS1
Product: Ral GEF with PH domain and SH3 binding motif 1
Exons: 22
Coding region: 268-2073 (601 amino acids)
Biological process (GO): Ras protein signal transduction; positive regulation of GTPase activity
Cellular component (GO): plasma membrane
Molecular function (GO): guanyl-nucleotide exchange factor activity
Source: RefSeq, a predicted model, not a curated record